GGGCAACGUGUGCUUUGUCGCCAUGGGGGACGACGUGGAGGUAGAGAAUGCCGAACUGGUGCCCUACCUGGCGGAGCUGACCUCCACAGAGCCGGAAAGUCUCCUCAACACGCUCCUCUAUCGGACAGUGGCCACCGGGGGCGGGGAAGUCAUCCAAAAGGGCCACAGUGCCAACGAGGCCAACUACGCGAGGGAUGCUUGCGCCAAGGUAGUAGCUAUGGCAAGGUGUGGAAAUGUUCAGGGAGGCAGUCAACUUAAGCAGUCAACUUCAAAAUCCCAAACGUGUCAACAAUUAUUCGAAGUUCUCACCCUGGACACCAUUUUUGCUGGACGUAUGGCAACCAAUAACCAGGAUACCUGAUGUACCGUCUCACUCCUUAUUUACUUAUUUAAUCCAUUUACUCGUUGUGUUUAUGUUCCGCCUUCUCCUCCAAGGAGCUCAAAGUGGUUCUCUCCCUCCCCAUUUAAGCCCCACAACAACCCCGGGGAUGGACCGUAUUUUUCGCUCUAUAGGACGCACCGGACCAUAGGAGGGGGAGAACAGGGGGAAAAAAAUAUUAUCCCCCUCUCUGCUCAGUGUCCCUUCAGCGAAGCAGCAGGAGAAACGGAGCCCCUUCCAUUUCUCCUCCCGCUUGGCUGAAGGGGCGCUGCACAGCUCUCCCUCUCUGCUGAAGCCAGGAGAGUCUGGCUCUCCCGGCUUCAGCGAUAGCCACGCGAAGCCUCCGAAGUGCAUAGGGAGCUCUCCCUCUGCGCUCCAAAGGCUUCAGGCGGCUAUCCCUGAAGCCUGGAGAGUGAGAGGGGUCGGUGCGCACCAACCCUUCUCACUCUCCAGGCUUCAGCAAAAGCAACGCGAAGCCUCCAGAGCUCAGAGGGAGCGCUCCCUCUGCGCUUCGGAGGCUUCGCGUUGCUAUCGCUGAAGCCAAGGAGCCUGCAUUCGCUCCAUAGGACGCACAUACAUUUCCCCUUAAUUUUUGGAGGGGAAAAAGUGCGUCCUAUAGAGCGAAAAAUACGGUAGGUUCAGCUGAGAGGCAGUGACUGGCGUUCCAGGAGUAAGAAACCAAUGCAAAAAAACCUGUUCUUGUGCUGCCACCCUCCAGACCUCUUGCAAAGGAGGCUCACGGUGGUCUCACGAUAGUCUCCUGAGGCAUUUAAAGCCGCUGAAAUCUGAAAACUCUGUUCAACCGAAAGAUGACACGGCCAUCACCCUGUUUUCACCUACAGGCCUUCUAUGAGCGUCUAUUCUGCUGGAUCGUGGCCCGCAUCAACACGGUCAUUGAGGUCAAGAACUACGAUGCCCGAAUCCAUGGCAAGAAUACGGUGAUUGGAGUCCUGGACAUCUAUGGCUUCGAGAUCUUCGACAACAAUAGGUUGGUGUCUUUCACCUAGGGGAGACCCCCCCUGAGGCAAACGAAAUACAGUUCUGCACCCGCUUCUGCGCUAAACAUUUAAAGCAGUGUGAUAACUAUUUAAACAGUCGUCCCAGAACUACAUUUCCCUUUUAAUGUUUAAUAGGUUAUUGUAUUUUAGUGUUUUGUUGGAAGCUGCCCAGAGUGACUUGGGAAACCCAGCCAGAUGGGUGGGGUAUAAAUAAUAAAUUAUUAUUAUUAUUAUUAUUAUUAUUAUUAUUAUACCACUGACCGUCUUCCUGGCCCUGCUCUGAACCUCUUCCAAUCUGCCUAGCUCUUUCCGAAAGUGUGAUGUCCAGAAUUAGGCCUGCUCAAAUUUGGGUUCCCUGAUCCUAAAAUGACAUCGAUGGACAGGCAUUUCAGGGCCAACAAAAGAAAGCCCACUCUGCCCUGCAAAAAUGCGACAUUAACUUAUGGAACUCACUGUCACAAGAUGUGACAAUAGCCACUGUCUCAGGUGACUUGUAAAGAAAAUUAGACAAAUGCGUAGGCUGUCUGAUCAAUAACUUGUAGUCGUGACAGCUAUAUAGAAAUAUUAUUUAGAUCCAGAGGCAUUAUGGCAUUAAAAGUGAACCCAGGUUCAAAUCUCCAGCGUGAAGCUCACGGGCUCACCUUCCAUAGUAAUUAAAUAAGUCUGGACUCUGCCACUGAGUUAUGGUUUGCCCUGGGGUGCAGAAUCCCCUUUGCUCUGUGGGGUGCGGAUUGGGGUCCUGAGUCUUGCCUGCUCCCUCUCCCUUUCAGCUUUGAACAGUUCUGCAUUAACUACUGCAACGAGAAGCUGCAGCAGCUGUUCAUCGAGCUGAUCUUGCAGCAGGAGCAGGAGGAGUACCAGCGCGAGGGGAUCGAGUGGCAACACGUGAGUCGCGGUGGCCGGUGAGGGGGAGAUCAUGGCAGGAUGGGAAAGAUGUGGGGUUUUCUGGUUGCAUAUUUUGUUUUAUGUGGUGAACUGCCCUGUGAUCUUUGGAUGAAGGGCGGUACAGCGGUACCUCGGGUUACAGAUGCUUCAGGUUACAGACUCCGCUAAGCCAUAAACAGUACCUCGGGUUCAGAACUUUGCUUCAGGAUGAGAACAGAAAUCACGCGGUGGCGGCAGCGGGAGGCCCCAUUAGCUAAAGUGGUACCUCAGGUUAAGAACAGUUUCAGGUUAAGAACGGACCUCCAGAACAAAUUAACUCCUAUUUGGGGACUUCCCUGGCUUUUUUCUGGUCCACGUAGGACCAGUCUGGAUAGUCGGCCUUGGUGAAGAUUUGACGUUUUCAUCCCCAAAAAGUUUUUGAUUUGAGUUUCUACUGAAAUGAGGCUGCAUUUUAAUAUUGUAUUUUAAUCUUGUUUUUAAGUUGUAUUUUAUCAAUUGUUUUUAUACCGGUGUUAGCUGCCCUGAGCCCAGGCUUGGCUGGGGAGGGCGGGAUAUAAAUAAAAUUUAUUAUUAUUAUUAUUAACCCAAGGUACCACUGGAUAUCAAUUCAAUAAAAAAUAACAACCACAGAAUCUCCUCUCUGGGAUUUCACAGGAGAACUGCAUGAGUCUUAACCCUUUGCAACAAGUGGAAUUUUAUUUUGGCUGCAGUAGUAUUCCCCACACUACCCCUGAGCAGCGGCGUAGCGUGGGUUGUCAGCACCCGGGGCAAGGCAAGUAAUUUGCGCCCCCUAACCCCUAACCUGCUGCCGCUGCCAGCUUCUUCUUGCUGCUGCCUGGUCUGGUCUGGUGUGGUUCUCUCCCGCGCUCAGCGCUGCGCUGGGCGGCCGCUGCACUGUCCCUCCCCCAGAUAGUCCUUCGCUCUCUCUCCGCACCACACGCCUGGCACCCACCCCCUCCACAGUGGGCGGCGACCCAGCGGCUCGGAUUCUCACAGCCAGCACUGCAGUGAGAGAGAGUGAGUGAGCCAGGUAGGGGCAGAGAGCUGCGAGUGCGAGCGCGCCCCCCCCAGAUGUUGCGCACGGUGCGGCCAGCCCCCCCUGCACCCCCCACGCUACGCCACUGCAGUCUGGAUAGCUGACCUUGGUGAAGAUUUGACGUUUUCAUCCCCAAAAAGUUUUUGAUUUGAGUUUCUACUGAAAUGAGGCUACAUUUUAAUGUUGCAUUUUAAUCUUGUUUUUAAGUUGUAUUUCAAUCAAUUGUUUUAUACUUGGUGUUAGCCACCCUGAGCCCGGUUUUAGCUAGGGAGGGCGGGGUAUAAAUAAAAUUUAUCAUUAUUAUUAUUAACCCGAGGUACCACUGUAUAUCAAUUUAAUAAAAAAUCACAACCACACAGAAUCUCCUCUCUGGGAUUUCACAGGGGAACUGAGUGAGUCUUAAACCUUUGCUUAUCUAGCAACACAUGGAAUUUUAUUUUGGUUACAAUACUAUUUCCUAUUCUACCCCUGAGUCACAGUCCUUCCGAAAGGUCUCCCGGAGACUUUGUUUUCACCGUUUUCCCGCCUCGCCCUUGACAGAUUGAAUAUUUCAACAACCAAAUCAUUGUGGACCUGGUGGAGGAGCCGCACAAGGGCAUCAUCGCUGUGCUGGAUGAGGCCUGCCUGACUGGGGGGAAAGUCACCGACACCCUGUUCCUGGAGUCCAUGAAUGCCAGGCUUGGCAAACACCCACACUAUACCAGCAGGAAGGUAAGGUAAAGGUAAAGGGACCCCUGACCGUUAGGUCCAGUCGUGGACGACUCUGGGGUUGCGGCGCUUAUCUCGCUUUAUUGGCCGAGGGAGCCGGCGUACAGCUUCCGGGUCAUGUGCCAGCAUGACUAAGCCACUUGUGGUGAACCAGAGCAGCGCACGGAAACGCCAUUUACCUUCCCGCUGGAGUGGUACCUAUUUAUCUACUUGCACUUUGACGUGCUUACGAACUGCUAGGUUGGCAGGAGCAGGGACCGAACUAUGGG
Molecule: messenger RNA, 4275 nt
Organism: Podarcis lilfordi (Lilford's wall lizard)
Lineage: Eukaryota; Metazoa; Chordata; Lepidosauria; Squamata; Lacertidae
Source: the annotation of a GenBank genome assembly